Messenger RNA from Scleropages formosus (Asian bonytongue), 1752 nucleotides. RefSeq names its product apolipoprotein M (gene apom). The record is from RefSeq and is a predicted model, not a curated record. The transcript is spliced from 9 exons. Bases 186 to 725 code for a protein of 179 amino acids. Lineage: Eukaryota; Metazoa; Chordata; Actinopteri; Osteoglossiformes; Osteoglossidae. Gene Ontology annotation, molecular function: lipid carrier activity; phospholipid binding. Gene Ontology annotation, cellular component: low-density lipoprotein particle; very-low-density lipoprotein particle; high-density lipoprotein particle. Gene Ontology annotation, biological process: cholesterol efflux; high-density lipoprotein particle clearance; high-density lipoprotein particle assembly.
GUUUAUUUCUUUUAUUUCCAUGCUGCGACAAGGACCCGUGUGACGUAGGAGCACGCGACGGGAGCGUCUGUGCUUUUUCUUUAUGAUGGGCUGGUGCCCACUCCAGAGGGUACCCUGACUGGUGUUGUGCCCCGGGUUUUCUGGAUAGGCUCCAGACCAUUGCAGCCCACACUUGAACAAGGGAUAUGGGCCAAUGGUCACUCUGGCCCUGUUCCCUUCCUGAGAUCCUCUCCACAAGCAGCGUUAACACUAAGCAGUAUUUAGGCUCUUGGUACUUCAUUGCUGCGGUUGGCGUGAGGGAGUCUGACGUGGCCAUGUACAAGUCCAUGGACAAUACCGUCGCUCUCCUGCAGGAGGCCAUAGAUGCCAACACACUCCUACUCAUGGGCGCCAUCCGAGUUGAAGACUAUUGCUUAAAGAAAAACUGGACAUACCACAUUCGCCAAGGCAGAAAAGAUCUGGAACUUGAGGGCAGGCCGGAGAGACACAGCUGGGUGUGGAGUGGACAGUGGCUCAACUGCACUGACUGCAUCCUCUUCCAGGAACUGGAGCCAGAGUUGGAGGGAAACACUCCUUUGAACAGAGUCUUGCUUUAUGCUCGCAAUACUUCUGUCAGCACUGAGCUGGUCAGAGAUUUUCAGGCGAAGACAUCCUGCCUUGGAAUGAAAAACUUUCUUAUCAUGCCCCAAGAAAGAGAAUAUUGUCAACUCGAUGGAGCAGCUUAAAUCUCAAUUCCUGGUUCUACAGAAUGAAACCAGAAAGUGAAGAAGAAACUGCAGCAACGAUGUGACCUUAUCAGAAAUCUAAGAAAGCAAAGAAUUUAAAUAUGCAUAUUAAUGUUAAUAAAAAAUUAAUAAUUCUGAACAGCUCAGACUGUUAAUUGUGUAAAAAAAAUUGUCCCAGCACACUAGCUUGAAAGGCUGUUUCUCUUAUUACAUGUUAGAUUCUAGUGUACAAGACAUGUAUUGUUUAUGACAACGCGAUACAUGAAAGUGCACUUAAGUGUUUCAAUGCCCUGUCCUAAACUGACCCACUUUUAAACAUUUUAACUAUAUUGGGCUGUUUUUUGAUAUCCUUAAAGUAUUUUAAAAAUCAUGUGUACAGUUGCUCCCUGACUUAUGACCUUAAUUGGGACCGUGAGUUGGAUUGUUAUUCAAAAAGUUCGUAAGUCCAGUAUAACAUGGAGCGGCUGAGAGGCUUGUGAUCAACUCUAUAUGCAGUAGUAUUUUACUAAUAUUCACGGUUCAGUUUAUUGUCAAUCCACACUUAAGGUCUAAUUCUAACCUUAACCAUAACCUCGAGAGUACAGAUGCACAAGAAAACCAAAAUACAGUUCCCCUGGUCCAGUGGGCAGCAAUACACAAGACAGACAGCAUAACAUCACAGAAUAACAUAGAAGAGCAAGAAGGGCAUCCAAAUGGUAACAGUAAAAGUACACAGGUAUAUAGGUCUAGAUAUAUAAGUAAGAAUGGCUUAAUAAUAGAUUGAAUGUAUACUGUAGGUACAGACAUGUCAGAAUGAGACGGAAAAUUAACAACAGGGAUAUGUUCUGAGAAAUGUGUCAUUAAGUAAUUUCGUUGUUGUGCAAACAUACAGUGUACUUAUACAAACCAAGAUGGCAUAGCCUCGAUGCAGUCAAGAGAUGCAGAAACACGAGAUUUGACGCUGCUGCCGGCAUAACACAGCAUACUGUUUUACAGUAAAUUUUUUUACCAGGUUGAAAGAGUACACUGUAAAAUAACAAUGAAAAGU